Molecule: messenger RNA, 2418 nt
Organism: Cuscuta campestris
Lineage: Eukaryota; Viridiplantae; Streptophyta; Magnoliopsida; Solanales; Convolvulaceae
Source: the annotation of a GenBank genome assembly
CAGUAUACCCCCCUCUAACCCUCUUCCAAUUUCUCUCGCAAGCACCGCAGAUUCACUUCUCUUCAAAAUUCUGCUCCAAUUGCGAGAAGCUUCUCCCUCUUUGAUUGCUCCACACGAAUCGCGUCUCACCACCUGCUUGUUAGAGGUUUACACGCAGCGUCCAUGGCGACAAGACAUAGACCGCUUCGAACGGUAAGGAUCGGACAACAGCGACAAAUCAAUGGCAGACGGUAUUGAUAAACCCAAUGAGCUCUAGAAUUUGAAAUCCAUAGUCCCAUUUCUGUUUUCUUUCUGACCUUAUUGAAAUUAUUUUCUAGACUUCCUAUUUUAUUCGAUUUUCAAGUUACUGGGUUCAAUAUUUAGGCAGAAAAUAUUUAUGCCUCCAUCUACAGGUUGUUAACUCAACCAUGGUCACUGAUUUCUUCUGUUCUGUUCUUCAACAAAUUAUCUCAAUAAGGUUUGUUAAACAUCAAACAAGAUCUACUUGAUUAUAUGUAUUUUCUCAUUUUCAAUGUUGUACUCAAUUUGAAAUAUAUUUCAAAUACACACACACACACACACACACACGUGAAAUAAGAUGUAGUUGUAAAGCUGUAAAGGUUAUGAAACCCGCUCACCUUGUAAUACUUUGAUUACAUUAUUGAUCGUCAAAUGUUUCAAAAUCUGUUUGGAGAGUGCUGCUGUUUUGUCACGGUUGUACGGUACCUUUAUUUACAGAGGGUAUGCAAGUAUGUAGUUUGGAAGUAGCGUGGUUUGGUUUGCACUCAAGAAUGGUGUUUAGUGUUUAUAGUAAGCAAUGGCAAACUGUCUCAUCUUUCAAAUUAAGAUUUGCAAAAGUGAUUUGUUUGUUUCCUAACAGUCUAACACAUAGCUCACGUAGGUGUAAGAUAUAUAAAUGUACGUCUACGUUGAUUGGAGUUCUAUUGUUGAGCAUACUCUUGUAUAUUUUAGAAUCUUCUCUAUUAGAACAUAUAGAAGAGGUUGGGUAUUGCCUAAAAGAUGCAAGUAAUAGACCUUUUUAUUUUUAGUCGACCUCAUUAAGGCACAAACUUUGUAGAUAGUGGGUGGUCAUUUUGUACUCUAUGCAAAGUUGGUCGGAGUAAUCAGCAACCACAUGCUUCUUUCCUUUACCAUUUUUUUCUUAGAAACUAAUGUUGGCUUCUAAAUCAUUAAUUUUUUAAUAAAAAAUAGCUCUUGAAAAAAUACUCCACUUUGAGGACAGAGGGAGUAUAUUAUAUUCCUUCAAUAUCAAAUUGACUUUCUUGUUUUGAAGUUCAGAAUUGAAAGGCUUGUUGCUAGAUAUUAAGUUAAACCUUCAUUGAAAUUUUAUUUGAUCUAUUUAAUAAUCUCAUAGGUCAUACUUUGGCAUUUGUAUUUAUGGAUCCCCCUUAGCAUGAUUUAAAAGUUAUCAUGAUGGCAAAUAAUAUCUUUCUAAUUUAAAAUUAUUUCUUAACUAGACAUAAACAUCUUAUAGUAACCAUUUAAUUAGGUAAAAACAAAUUCACGGUGCAGAUUCUGAAUAUCAUCUAAAGAAGACUAAAAAUCACACAUAGUGUCUUACACUACUACAAAUUAGAUUUUACACAGCCCAUUAUAACAGCGAAACUUUCUACAGGCACCGUCAAAGCUUUGAGUAGUUUGUUCUAAUUUUUCUUAGCUAACUCUUCUUACAUACGUACAAAAUGGUGGCCAAAUCAAAUUUAUAGUGAGAGUGAAUCUUAGUUGAUCCUCGUAUGUUGCAGAGACUUUUACUCUCCUUUAACAUUUCAUCUCUAAAAUGGUAAAACUGUUAUUGUCUUUUAUUAUUUAAGUGGAGCUUGUAGAGUUAGAGAGUAUUUACAAUUGAGUUAAUUCUAGGAAAAGGAUUUCCUAUGGUUGGUGUGAUCAGGUAUGUACUAAUAUGAACCACUUUUCAAAUACCAGCUUAGUUAGUGAUCAGUUAAUGAUUUCCCAAUUAAUGACCAAUCUCUCUUUAAUUGAUGUUGUCUCUCUUUUUUAGUUCAACAGAGUGGUCUCGGGGGAGAUAGCCUAUGGGAUUUGACAUGGUUAUAUGUUAAUAACAUUAUGCCCUCUCUGAAGUCUCAGGUUUUUCCCGAUCAAGACCCCGACGAGCAACCAGAGGUUUUCUUGGUGAAGAGAGGUUUAUUUAAAGUUUGUAGUAGGCUUUGGAUAUAAGAGCUUCAUGUGCUUCUGGUCAAUCAAUAUGUUAUGGAGCAAUUGGGAUGAAGAGUGAAAAUAAACUAUGUUAAAGUUCACUUUGCAACAAUGGGAAAAUUAUUAUUUUGGCUCGAAUUCUAUUUUAGCAAUUAUUAGUUAUUUUGGUAAACUUAUGUUCUCACCAUAAGUGGAGGGGCUUUGGUUUGGUCCUCCCCUCAUGUAUUUUGUUUUAUUCUUUUUUAAUAAAACUUGUUUUGUUAU